AUGGAGCAAGAACAGUCGACGCAUCCAAAGACCGUCUACUUUUACCCUGAUGGCAGCAGCCACGGCGAGGGCGUGAGGGUCGUUAUCCAAUCAAAUCGUUUCCGCAACAUUGAGGCACUGUUGGAAUUUCUCACCGAACGACUUCCCGAGAUACCCUAUGGUGUGAGGUCGAUUUUUUCGCCCCGCGGUCGAACUCGCGUCCAGACGAUCACUGAACUCAACAACGGCGGGCACUACAUUGCCUCGGAUCGCCGCCAACGCGCCAAAGGCAUCCGGUUGGAGGAACGAUCGAUCCUGCUGCCUGGCUGGCGAGCCGGUCGGCCGCCAAGCGGUCAGAAGCUGCUCAGCUACAGUCUCAAACUCGGAGCCGAGUCGGCCACGGUUGUGCCGUGUCACAGCCAACCAAGGUCCAGGCGGCAAACCGGGAAAGUCAUCUAUGUGCACCAAAAUGGCGACGCAUUCCAUCGACACCGGGUGCUGCUUGAGCGACGCGUGAGAGACAACAUUGGCUUCGUGCUUCAGGAACUCAGCCUUCAGCUCUGUCAGCCCGUUCACAAGCUGUACACACUCGAAGGCCAUGAGGUGCAGACGAUCGACGAGAUAUUCGAGGGACCAGAAGAGUACGUGGCAGUGGGUCUGGAGAAGUUUCGGCCCCUUUCCAAGGUCCAAGUGGACCUCUCUUCAAAACGCCACCGUCCGCCUGAACGCGCCUGUGUCCACCACGGCCCGCGGACCCUGCGCCAUCGUUCAGCCCGUGCUGGCGCACAGCGAGACGUCCACUCUGGCGACGAGAAGGAACCGCACAAGCCGGCUGCUGAAACCCCGGAAGGCGACCCCAACUGCUCUGCUUCGAAGAGAGCAGAAGACGACGGGGACAGACGAGGGGCGAGCACGAAGGCUGGCAGCGGUCUGCGGGCAAGCAGGUCGAUGGUUCAAUUGCCUGACAAACAAUCCAAACGACGUGUUCCCGGUGGAAAUCACUGGCUGGUGAGGAUCACGACGGGACGCAGGGAGAGCAGGACGCGAGUCGAGUACGUCUACGCGUGCACCGCAAACGUCUUCUUGACGGUGCAAGGCACAAACGGCACCAGCGCGCCCCUCCUCCUCGCGAUGUACCACAACCGCGGCUUCCGUGGAAGCAGUUUCCACGACAUCGCCGAGGCAAGGGUGGCGGCUUCGAGGAGUGCGCCGGUGAAUCGCUCCGAGAAACCGCUCUUCUCGCCCGGCUGCACUGACGAGUUUGAGGUGAACCUCGGGCAUAUUGGCGAGAUUGUGAAGGUGCGUCUUAGUCAUGACAACAGCGGUGACCACCCCGACCUCCUGAUCUCCCACCUUCGAAUGAUCCGCCUCGACUCCAUUCGUUCGCAGAACCGGACGCACAAGGAGGACAGGCCGGGGAACGGAGAGCUCACCUCGUCUGCCUCGUUCAACGGCCUUCACGCCGACUUGCCGCUCACAGACCUAACCUUCUACUUCAGCUCGUGGCUCUCUCGAAACCUCGGAGAUCGCGAGGUGACCAAGGAGGUGGCUUCGCGGGCCUCGCUGGGAUUGGUUCUGAUGGAGCAGAGGCGCCAGCAGGAGCUUCACAGACGGUCACAGAUGAUCGCGCCUGUUCAGGCCGCCCUGGAGGAGCCCAAGUUUGUCCUGGAAGAAAAACAGCCCCUUCCGAAUGUCCAGUACUGCCUACGGGUGAAAACUGGGAGCCAGUGGAACUCUGGAACAAAGGCAGACGUCACCGUGGUUCUGAGUGGUGAAUUCGGCGCCUCUGGUCCGCGUCAGUUGUGGCAUGGAGAGUCGGCGAAAACCCAACCAUUUCGUCAAGAUCAAGUUGACGAAUUCCGGUUGCAAUGCGUCACCCUAGGACGGUUAUCUUCGCUUCGCGUUUGGCUGGAACAGUCGAGUGCGAAGAUCUCGGACACCUGGUACUUGGAAUGGAUCCAGGUGAUUGAAGAGGACGCACCUCACACCACCACCCUUUCUCCGCCUUCCACGUCAGUGGUGCGUCAGCCGCCGACUCUGUUCUACUGUGGGCAGUGGCUAGAAUCGGACUUAAGCACUAAUGACGUUGAGCUGACCCCAUCGGUCCAACCCAUCGAAAGACUGCUUGGCCUUAACGAGGAAAGUGACUUCGGAUUUCCAGAAAAGAUAGCCAAAUUGUGGAAUUCAAUGGCCUGGAAGUUCAAACAUGGAAUGGAAAUUUCGUUUUACUCUCUCGAGACUGGAGAGCCAUUCAGGGUGCUGGAAAGCGGUGAAAUUUGUUUGGCGAAGUCGAAAGGAGGUGCUUCGAAUGGUAAGUUCAACUUUGCACGUUUAGCACUGAAGCGCAAACUCCAAAUGCAGUUCAAUUAG
Molecule: messenger RNA, 2349 nt
Organism: Mesocestoides corti
Lineage: Eukaryota; Metazoa; Platyhelminthes; Cestoda; Cyclophyllidea; Mesocestoididae
Source: the annotation of a GenBank genome assembly